CGGCCCCGACCCUCACACCCGCCCGCCAAGGACUUCUUCAUCACCACCAGCCACGACGGUACCGGCCCCACCUCAAGACCCGACCUCAAGAUCGACAGUUCUUCAAGAUGCCAGUCAAGAAAGUUGUCAAGAAGAACCCUGCUGCCGCUCAGUCGGCCAAGCCUGGACGAAACAGCAAGAGUGCUAAGAACCCACUCCUUGAACGUCGUCCUAAGAACUUCGGCAUUGGUCAGGAUAUCCAGCCUACCCGUGACCUCACCCGAUUCGUCAAAUGGCCUGAAUACGUCCGUCUUCAGCGUCAAAAGGUGAUCCUCAACCAACGUCUGAAGGUCCCACCCUCGAUUGCUCAAUUCAGCAAUCACCUCGACAAGAACACCGCCACCCAACUCUUCCGCUUGAUGCACAAGUACCGACCCGAGUCUCGUCAACAAAAGAAGGCUCGUCUCGGCGCCCAAGCCGAAGCCAUUGCCAAGGGUGACGCCAAGAAGGGCGAGCCAAUUGGCAAGAAGCCUAUCUACGUCAAAUACGGUCUCAACCACAUCGUCGCUUUAAUUGAGGCCAAGAAGGCUUCGUUGGUUGUGAUUGCUGAUGAUGUGGACCCCAUCGAGCUGGUUGUCUUCAUCCCUGCCCUUUGCCGAAAGAUGGGUGUGCCUUACUGCAUUGUCAAGAACAAGGCCCGACUCGGCACCGUUGUUCACAAGAAGACUGCUGCCGUUGUCGCUUUCACUGACAUCCGCAGCGAGGACAAGAACGAGCUUGCCAAAUUGGUCAGCGCUGUCAAGGUGAACUUUUUGGAGAAGUACGAGGAUGCUAAACGACACUGGGGUGGUGGUAUCCGGGGUAACAAAUCGUUUGCUAUGCUCCAAAAACGUGCCAAGGCUGCUGGUCAAUCAGCAGCUUCGGUUUCGAAGACCAUCUGA
Molecule: messenger RNA, 920 nt
Organism: Puccinia graminis f. sp. tritici CRL 75-36-700-3
Lineage: Eukaryota; Fungi; Basidiomycota; Pucciniomycetes; Pucciniales; Pucciniaceae
Product: 60S ribosomal protein L8
Exons: 5
Coding region: 108-920 (270 amino acids)
Biological process (GO): ribosome biogenesis
Cellular component (GO): ribonucleoprotein complex
Source: RefSeq, a predicted model, not a curated record